GGCUGACGGUGCCUCCAUCAUGAGCCGGUUUACACGACCCUCCUUCAACCUCCCUCCACAUGCUCUGACGUCACACCUCUAAAUAGGGUCGUCCGCGGUGCCGAGUUCUCCACUUGCGCUCGGAGCAGCUGCGGAGCGCAUCCAAGAAAAGAAAUUCCAGAGGUGAACCUGAGCCCGGACUGACUCCACGCUCACUUGCGCCAUCGUCUCCUUUCCUUUCCCCCCUCCACUGUCCACAUCUGCUCCGUUUCUAUGUGUCACCAAGAGGAAGCCGGACCUUUUGUACUUCUUCUUUUUGAGCGCACUCACGCCCGCCUGUCCGAGUUAUAACUGAAUAAAGGUUUAAAAUGAACGAAGGAUUGGAAAACUUCACUCAACUCUAUGACAACUGGACUUAUUUCAACUCCUCCGGGGAGCCUUCGCCAUCCAGGAGCAACAUCACCUAUGUUGGAUUUUACCUCCACCAGCCCUCCACCGCCGCCAUCUUCAUCGUGUCCUAUCUGCUGAUUUUCCUUGUGUGCAUGGUGGGGAAUGGAGUGGUGUGCUUUAUCGUGCUGCGGAGCAAGAACAUGCGGACGGUCACCAACUUGUUCAUUCUGAACUUGGCUGUCAGCGACCUGCUGGUGGGGAUCUUCUGCAUGCCCACAACGCUGCUGGACAACAUCAUUACAGGAUGGCCUUUUGGAAGUCUCGUCUGCAAAUUAAGCGGAAUGGUUCAAGGGAUCUCGGUGUCAGCUUCUGUCUUCACGCUGGUUGCCAUCGCCGUUGACAGGUUCCGAUGCAUCGUCUACCCGUUCAAGCAAAAGCUGACAAUUCCCACGGCGACAUUGAUAAUAGUUGUCAUCUGGGUUCUCGCCAUUUCCAUCAUGUGUCCAUCUGGAGUGAUGCUUCAGGUGACCAAGGAGCAGACGGUCCAGGUUCUGCUGGGCUAUGACAACAAGACAAGCCCUUUUUACUGGUGCAGAGAGAACUGGCCCAACCAGGAUAUGCGGAAGAUUUACACCACUGUACUGUUUGCAAACAUCUACCUUGCACCGCUUUCGCUCAUCGUGAUCAUGUAUGCGCGGAUCGGCAUCACUCUUUUCAAGACAGCAGUCCCCAGUGCCGGUAAGCCUGGGCAGGAGAACCGCCACAGCGUGUCAAAGAAGAAGCAGAGGGUGAUCAAGAUGCUGCUCAUCGUGGCGCUGCUUUUCAUCCUCUCCUGGCUUCCUCUGUGGACCCUCAUGAUGCUGAGCGACUACGCCAGCUUGACUGAUCAACAAUACAGGAUCAUCAACAUUUACAUUUACCCCUUUGCCCAUUGGCUAGCCUUCUUCAACAGCAGCGUCAACCCCAUCAUAUACGGGUUCUUCAAUGAGAAUUUCCGCCGAGGAUUUCAGUCGGUUUUUAAGUUCAGCCCGUGCACGGUGGAUGGACAUCGGAGGAUAACCUACUCUCACAGGCUGCAGGGGAACUCGGUGCUUCCGGCUAAUAACGCACAAACCUCGCUGGAGCCCAUUUCUCUCAAUAGCCUGGAGAAGAAUUCUGCAAGGCGACUCAACCAUGCGACAGAGCAGAACAUGGUGAUGGAAGACAUUGAAAAAGGCUCUUGCAGUAGUGGAGGCGUGACUGCUGUGUCUAUUUGAUGAUGCAGAACACACUGAAUCGUAAAAGAAAGUGAGCUUAUAAAACAUGACUGGAAGUAUCAAUCAGUGCAGGUAGCUACCUCAGCGUUUCCUCCUCUCAGAUUCCAGUUGAAAGGAGAGUUGAAAGCGCAACUCAUAAUAACAAUUGGCCUGUCACCAACUGGUAGUGAUAGAUUUGUUAGCAACAGUGGUGACACACGGUUCUGUAUUCCUAUGAUAUGAAGUGCAAAACACGCAUGUCGCGUGACGUCAAAAAAGCAGAUUUCAGAAGUCGGAUUCAAAACUCAACUUUCACAUCACACGCAAAUGAAGCUGUCAGAGGGCACAGCCAGAUUAGUCAGUACAGUAUACUGCAUUACUUCAACAGCAUGCUGGAUACAUUCUAUUGGAAGUUAAAUCAGCUGACACUCAUCGAGAUGACUUGGAGUUUAUGCCCUUCAUAGGGCACCAUACGUGGUCACUGGGGCAAAAUCCAUUCCAUUCACUGCACUGAGUUUCAAAAGUUUGGGGAACUUAAAUGUGAUUAGAUUGUGAUAGCAAAAUGAAAUUUGGCUGGCAAAAACACAACAUACUAACAAAAAACAAAACCCAUAAAUAUCAUUGUUGUAUUCAGAAGAGACAACAAAAGAUGAGCCAUUUUUUCUGAAAUCUGCUUUGCAUACUGUAAAUUAAUGAGCUGCUAUAAUAAAUGAAACCAUAACUGGAUCACAAGCCUCUUAUGAAUGUCAGUGUAAAUCCUAGAUAGAGUUGUUUCUCAUGUUUUUGUUUUGUUUUUCUGUGUCGUACAGGUGCUAGAAAAUAAUCUCUCUGACGUCCAUUACCCAUCCAAAAUGUGAACCUGCAGCUACGCAACUAGUGCAAUUGUGCGGUCAUUUACAUGGACAAAACAAGUUGAAAAAAAAUAGUGUCUAAAUUGUGUUAUUGAUGUUAUUGUGUUCACGUUUCAUACAACAUGUAAAUGUGCAAUUUCUGUUCAUGUGCCUUCAAACUACGGUUCAACAACCCAGCAAAUAUAAGCGUUUUCUUUGCUUUUCAAAAACAUAAUUCACAAAGUAAGCAGACUCAAUCCUCACGGAUAUUGAAGACCCAAUCAUACGCCAACUGAUGUAAUAUAAUAUCAACAUUUUUCUGUGAAGAAGUACCAGAAUAUAAUCCCUCAUCGUUUCAAGCAGGUCAUGGCACAGCUAGGUAGCUUUACAGCUGGCAGAAAUUCAAGUAAGCUUCUCAUACGCUCAUGUAAGUUAACUUCAAAAGCACGUAGCAGACUCGUGUGCAGGAGGACAAGAAUAUGAAGAAUAACGUUUUUUUUUUUUGGUUUUCUUUGUGCGCAAGAGCCGUUCGACCGUGCCGUGUUUUGGCAAUUACUAAACAGAACAGGAUUGUUUCCCAGGUCAGAGUGUGUCACGUCUCUUCUCUCUGAGUGCAGAGAUGAGUGGCUGUGAGAACAGGAGGAAUGAGGCCCACUGCCACCCUGCCCCGCUUCAUUACUCGCCCUUGCUGAGAUGUCUCCAUAGUUCACACCCAGACUGAGUUUAUGGUCUGGUUGACUGACACUCGGAUAAAUCCGCUUACAGUACACACCAUAACAGAAGUAGAUGUUUAUGAGCUGCAGAUCAUUCUGGAGUCGGCAUCAGGAGCCAUGACAGAGCAGGCUUGGUGAGGUGUCUCUGAACGCUCUCUGAAGCUUAUUUCAAUCCCUCUGAUGAAGCACAUUGUUGUUGACUCAAAGUGAGCAAGAAUGCCCCGCAGUUCAUUUUAUCAUUUCACAUUGCUUUCAGCUGUAGAAACCAGUGUUUUAAAUGAGGCCUAUUAGUCGUACAAGUGGAAUAGCUCUAUCGUAAUUUCCGGACUAUUCACUGCUACUUUUUUCUUGCGGUCCGAACCCUGCGGCUUAUACAACACCGCUGAUAUAUGGAUUUUUACAGGCUAAAGAGCGUCAUGCUGCCAAAAUAUUGAGCCACGUCACAUCAAACCAAUGAAAUCACAGGUGUUUUAUGGACCUGAAAGCGCACAAAAUGCGCUCUUUUCACACGCGUGUCACGGCACCGCCAACAGAGCCAAUCUCCUUGAGGACAGGAGCUGAGAAGCAACAGCUGAGACUGGCUGUGGUGCCGGACAUGUGUGUUUUGAGUGCUUUUUUGUCAAUAAACAAUAGAUGUGAGGACUUCAUGAUUCAAGUUCAGAACAUUGCCAAGUUUGUUUCAUGAGUCAGUCUCCAUUCCAGACCCAGUUUUCAAAACUAGUUUAGAACUGAUUCUCAUGUAUUUUUAAACCUUGGUGCAUCACUGACCUUUCUACGUGGCAGACAGCACCACUGCACCUGCGGCUUAUAGACUGGUGCGGCUUAUGUAUGAACAAGAUCUAUUUUCCUUCCUAAAUUUACUGGAUACGGCUGAUAUUUUGGUUCAGAUCAGAUUAUGACCGUAAACACAAGUGCAAAGUCAUACAGUACACAUGGAAAUAUAGAAGAAACAACUGUAGCACAAAAAGGAUGAGGAAAGGGGAAUUAUGGAUCAAUGGCAACAAAAGAAAUUCUUGCCAGAAUAGACAUGGAAACUCAAAACUGGAAAAUAAAUUGAUCAAUGCAAUUCAUUCGAGAGUAUUUCAUGUUUCAUAUUUUUCCAAAUUUAAAUUCUUUGUGUUAUAGGUUGUAUUAUGUCUCAUUUUACUAUUUUACAACCAGAACAAAACACAGCUUCAAACUUUGAGGCCACAACAUGAACUUCCAUUUAUAUUUCAAUAGAAUAAUCACGCUCAUGUACGACUUCAAAACUCCUAUGUUUGCCACAAAUAAAAAUGAAGAUUAGACACUCUUUUCUGAAUGUAACAACUUUGUAUUUAAUGUGCCUGUAAUUUACAACAAAAAAAAUGGAAACAAAAAAGUUCUGCUUCAGUGUUUUAAGACGUGUUGGUCGGUUUUUAUCUCAGUGGCGUCUGCAUGCAAAUAUCUGUCGUGAGUGCUCUUUCUGUGUCUAUUGAAUAAGAAAAACAACACCUUGGUAAAAAUGUCAGGACACUGCGGGAGGUUGCUCCCAGACAAGGAAGAGAUUUGAAAUCUUACAAUGCAAACUUUAUAGUGUCCUUUUUAAUUUGUGAAGGGCUACUUUCCAUCACACCGUCUGUGACCGUAACUUUUUGAUUGUCAGCACGAAAAGAGGAUUUGCCAGAUGGCGCUUUGAUGAUGUAAUCUCCUGUAAAUAUGUUUCAAGAGAAUUCAUAAGUAUGUGAUACGACAAACUGCUGUGCCUCGAGGGGGCGGGGACAAACUCCUUAAAUGGAAGUCAAGGUCUAUUUGUCCAUGCAUUGUUGAGUUCAUUCAAUAUGAAAACAACAACACAAAUUCUUCAAAAAAAAUGAAAUGAAUGCAAUUUAAUUAUUUUCAGGUUCCGAUUUUUUUCUCCUAUUUUAAGAUAGGAUUUAACUAGGAUUACAAACCAUACUUAUCACUUCAACACUAGUGCUAAAACUAAACAAGACUUUGGUGUUACCCUGUGACACCGUCCACUGUGUCCUCAACUCUUCUUACAGGUGGGAUUGGCUCAGCCCAUGGAGUGACUUGAGUUAACUUGAGUGAACUUUUUGUGACUUCUGAAUUUUCCCUUAAAACCCCCCACAAAUAAUCUAGCUCUUUAUUUUUAAUUCUGUCAAUUCAAUUCCCUGUUGAGAGAUCAAAUUGCACUGCUGGACCCCACGUUUGGUCUCAUUGUUUUUCAAUUAAAAAGGCACAUACAGGGUUGCAACUUGACAACAGUAUUGAUUUGGGUAUUCGACAACUCUUUGGAGUAAACAAAAAUAAUGUUUUUCAAAUUGUAAAAAAAUCUGUUUAUCUUUCUUAUCUGUCUGUGAUUUAUACUUAGCUACCUUUAUUUUGUCUGCAACAAUAAACCUCAAAAUUCCUCAUCCUGAGCCUUUUUUGCCAGAAUAAUUUUGGUGUUGUAUGGCAUUCAAUUGGACUUGGCUCUUCUCUCUAUAUUCCUUUAAAAUAGUUUGUUUAGUUACAAAGAUAUUUUACAUCUGCCAUAGCCUACUUCUCUCAUUGUAAUUGUUCCCAAACUCCAUGUAUUUGGUGGCAGAUGUUUACUGAUACUCAGGCUCAGAAGGGAAAACGUUAAGGAGAUGUGAAAGCUAAGCACAAUGAGAUGUGUGGAAACGUCCAGUGUUGAAUACAUCUAUCACCGGUAUGUUACAGCCAUCGACCAAAGAACUCCGUUGUAGCCAUGUCAGCCACUCAGUUGAUUCGUAUCGGGCUUUAAACCAAGAACUGAAUUAUCCAUAGCACUUUAUUUUUCUGAAUAAAACAAACCACACCACAUAAACGCUCGUAUCACAGCAGCUGGAAUGUUCGUGCAUUCUGACUAACUAGAUCAUUAUCGCCAACCAUUGUCGCAUUGUGAGCUGCUUUUAGUUUCCUUUCUGAAGAAGAUGAGUCCAGAAGGAUUUGUUUAAAAAAGGAACAGAAAUGCCUUUUUUCAAUGAUGUUUGAAAAUUGUUUGAAUUGUUUUCAAAACUGUCAUUUUGUGGAGAAUAAAACCGUAGCAAACCCUUAUUUAUUGAUGAUCGUCAAAUGUCUCAUUUUUCAUAUGUAUUUCAUGUAGAACUUAGAGCUUGCUACGCUGUCAAAAUGACAAACAUAAUAAAAACUAAAUUGGUGUUCAUUUGUUGUUCGUUCAGACAAAUUUGUUGUGGCUGUUUCCUGUGCUGCAUUAAGUCACCCUUCAUCCUACAUUCCCUCUGAAGGAUUUACAUAGACAGAUAUUUAUAUUUCUAAACUGUUAUACAUAUAAUUAAUAAAUCCUUUAAAGUGACAAUCCUGGCCCUUCAAACCAAAUCCGGAGGUCUCUGCUGAAAUGGAAUUUGAAAUUUGGGUUAAGAAAUCCUUCCUGAAUAAUAAUAAUAAUAAUAAUAAUAAUAAUAAUAAUAAUAAUAAUAAUAAUAAUAAUAAUGUCAGCAUUCUUAAGAUCCAUUGUCUUUUUUAUCUUUCAUUCAUGAACUUUUCAUCCUAUAUUUGGAAAAGAUUCAGUAAACAUAACAUUAUGACUGUCUCUCAUGUUAUUCCACCGAAAAGAUUUAAUGGAGAAUUCUGGCUCAGACAAUAUGUACCAUGAAAGUUGUAUUUCAUGUUUUGUGAAAUCCCCUGCUGAGCAAAUGUGUUGUCGGUCAUCGACUCAGAGGAAAGAUCUGUUUAUUUGUCCUGAACAUGAAUUU
Molecule: messenger RNA, 6830 nt
Organism: Synchiropus splendidus (mandarinfish)
Lineage: Eukaryota; Metazoa; Chordata; Actinopteri; Syngnathiformes; Callionymidae
Gene: npffr2a
Product: neuropeptide FF receptor 2a
Exons: 4
Coding region: 348-1625 (425 amino acids)
Biological process (GO): G protein-coupled receptor signaling pathway; regulation of adenylate cyclase activity; regulation of MAPK cascade
Cellular component (GO): membrane
Molecular function (GO): neuropeptide receptor activity; opioid receptor binding; peptide binding
Source: RefSeq, a predicted model, not a curated record